ACGUCCCGGCAGGGAGGCGGCCUCGGGCCCCGCCCCUUCAUUAACCAGGAAGGUAACCUCACCGAAAUCCGUCCGGGGAACGUGAAAACGUCCCGGCGUAUCGGAGAAAAGCUGUCCCAGCACACAGACUGCCAGCUGAGCUACGCUGACAAGAGGAUAAACAACAUAUUUCUAGAUUGAACUCCAGCCGCGUUCGUGGUUAACUGAAUAAAGUAGCUGUUAGCGCGCACGGUUAGCUUGUUUGCUAACUUUAAUAGAAAUCCUUGGCGAGCUUGUGACGCCUUAGGGAGUCAUCUCGAUUUUAACACCCCUUUAACAUUUCACCAUGGGAUCCAGAGCAUCCAGAUUACUCCGAGAAGAGGAAAUUGAAGAAAUUAAGAAGGAAACUGGCUUCUCCCACAGUCAGAUCACUCGCCUGUACAGCCGCUUCACCAGCCUGGAUAAAGGAGAAAACGGCACCCUCAGUCGAGAAGAUUUCCAGAGGAUCCCUGAGUUGGCCAUCAACCCUCUGGGAGACAGAAUCAUCAAUGCAUUCUUUCCUGAGGGAGAGGACCAGGUAAACUUCAGUGGGUUCAUGCGAACCCUGGCUCAUUUCAGACCAAUCGAAGACAAUGAGAAGAACAAGAACGCCUCAGCCUCUGAGCCACUCAACAGCAGGACAAACAAGCUGCUCUUUGCUUUCCGUCUGUACGACCUGGACAGAGAUGACAAAAUCUCUCGGGAUGAGCUGCUGCAGGUUUUGAGGAUGAUGGUUGGCGUCAACAUUUCAGAUGAGCAGCUUGGCAGCAUUGCUGAUAGGACCAUCCAGGAGGCUGACACAAAUGGAGAUAACUGCAUUUCCUUCAAUGAAUUUAUCAAGGUCUUGGAAAAGGUGGACGUGGAACAGAAGAUGAGCAUCCGGUGUCCUGCACUAAAGUUUCUUUUUUUUUUCUCUCUUUUUUUUGAAAUCUUAUUAGAGUAGAGCUUGAUCAUAUCAGUUGAUGUCAGGACACAACCUCAUCCAGCUUCUCAGCGGGCUGCUGUGGCCCACACUAUGGGUUCAUUCUGUCAGGCCAAGCAUCGGGUAGAUGACGUAAUUAACCUUGAGUUUUCUUUCUGCCUUUGCACUGCUCUGUAAACAAAGGGGAAAAGUUGCGUGCCUUGGGUUUGUUUUAUGCAAUGUCACUGUGUAUUUUUUCCUCCCAAUAAUGAUACAUUAUUUAUUAGAACACUUUUAGAGGGUAACAGUUAUUACCACUCCUGUUCAUUUUUCACAUGAAAACUGAUUUAUAGCACGGUAUAUACGCUUUUUGCUAUGCAGUGAGUAAGUUAUAAGUUCACUCAUGCUGUUUCACUGAUAUUAGCGAAAUCUACGUCUUGUCCCUGUAAAUAUGCAAAGAUUCAAAAAUGUGUGAUUCUGCUUCAGAAAAGUCAGUGUUUUUAAUUCCAUCAUGAUCUUAUGAUCUUCCUUUGAGUGAGCCAGACCAGCCACUCUCGAUUGUUUCUUGAAGCAAAGUGGGACCCGUCCCUCGGGUGGUUUCUUGCUCAGUGAAGUGUCUGUUUCCCCCUUUGUAACUUAUUAGCUAAACGGUAAACAGAACCCAUGAUCGUGCUUGUGUGUUCUUUUUCAUAUAAUCAACAGAACUAUUGCCAGUAGACUCUAAAGCUACUUAUAGCUGCUCCGUCAUUCACAGCAGGUAGCACCACGUUUGAUUUUGCUUGUUUUUUUUUUUUUUGUUUUUUUUAUAAUUUAAACAUCAGAUGCCUUUGCUGAUCGGGAUCGAAUCACUAGAAUUUGUCAUUUGUUUGAUAAAUGUGUAAAUCACUACACCAUGGAGUCACUACUUCUAGUAAGACUGUAAUUGUGGUCCUUUUGGAGCCACUGCUUGUUAGUGUGAUGUUAAAGGAUGGCUCACUCAAUUAGAGGUGAAAGCAAUGCUGUGAAGAUCUCAAAAUGCUGCUUUCUCUUCAGCAUUGGAGACUUUCCCAGCAUGUUUUCUGAUAUCCUCAAAAUGUAUCUGGCACCCGGACCAGCCCUCAAAGCUUUGAGACUUAAUGAAGCCCUGGCUGUGAGAAUUGAGUUGGAAAUUGGGCCGUGGAGCAGGUAGUUUGACUUAGAGCAUGUAAAGAUAACACAUGAUGCUUCUAUUUAUUUGAUCAGUUUCCCUGCACAUAAGAAAAAGUGUUGAUUUCUGCUCUGCUCCACAUUUGUCAUGAUUUCUUUCCUCACUGAUCAGCUCCUGAGACUAAAGAGUAUUCCUUUAUUUUUUUUUGUUGCACAGCCUAGUGUGCGUGAACUGGAAAGCAGAUUUCCGGCCCUUUUUAUUAAUCUUUAAGUGUGAGUCGAAAUCAUUACAAGAACAACCCUCCAGCGCAGGGAAAAAGAAAAAAAACAUUUCAACCCAUUUUGUCAAUCAUUCUGUGAUUAUUAGUCAGAUGUGAAUCAUGUUAUGUGAUGCUGGUCUUGGUAUUAUCAAAGUGAUUCAGUAAUUUGAUUUGAAUAAAAAUUAGUGCCAUGCU
Molecule: messenger RNA, 2499 nt
Organism: Archocentrus centrarchus (flier cichlid)
Lineage: Eukaryota; Metazoa; Chordata; Actinopteri; Cichliformes; Cichlidae
Gene: chp1
Product: calcineurin-like EF-hand protein 1
Molecular function (GO): calcium ion binding
Source: RefSeq, a predicted model, not a curated record